Didymella exigua CBS 183.55 is the source of this 2550-nucleotide messenger RNA. Its product is annotated as gephyrin. The coding region runs from base 1 to 2550 and encodes 849 amino acids. NCBI's taxonomy places the organism in Eukaryota, Fungi, Ascomycota, Dothideomycetes, Pleosporales, Didymellaceae. Gene Ontology annotation, molecular function: proton-transporting ATPase activity, rotational mechanism; molybdopterin molybdotransferase activity. Gene Ontology annotation, cellular component: cytoplasm; cytosol; proton-transporting V-type ATPase, V0 domain. The transcript has 10 exons. Gene Ontology annotation, biological process: Mo-molybdopterin cofactor biosynthetic process; molybdenum incorporation into molybdenum-molybdopterin complex; proton transmembrane transport. The record is from RefSeq and is a predicted model, not a curated record.
AUGGUACUCACAUACGGCACUGGCGGUGCGACCGCCGCCUUGACCGUGGUCGGCUUGUACAUGCUGUUUAACGGCGAGGGCGAAGCAUUCAACGUCGGAAGAUUCCUCGAAUCCAUAUCGCCAUACACGUGGGCCAGCUUAGGCAUCGGACUGUGUAUCGGUCUUUCCGUCGUGGGGUCGGCGUGGGGUAUCUUCACGACCGGUGUGUCCAUCGUCGGUGGUGGAGUCAAGGCUCCCAGGAUACGAACGAAGAACCUGAUCUCAAUCAUCUUCUGCGAAGUCGUCGCUAUCUACGGCGUCAUCAUGGCCAUCAUCUUCUCCUCGAAAAUGCAGUCUGUCAACGACACUGAGAAGUUGUACUCUGGCUCCAACUACUUCACCGGAUACGCGCUGUUCUGGGCUGGUCUCACAGUUGGCAUGUGCAACCUGAUCUGCGGUGUCUCUGUUGGCAUCAACGGAAGUAGCGCGGCGUUGGCAGAUGCUGCUGAUCCUUCGCUUUUUGUCAAGAUUCUUGUUAUCGAGAUCUUCAGUUCCAUUCUUGGUCUCUUCGGUCUUAUUAUUGGACUGCUCAUGCAGAAGACGGCAUCUCAAGAUCCUUCCACCGAUAAGUGCAUACCAAUUCUCAAAGACGUCUUCGGCAGCUCCGGGAGCGACCAAUGGGAUGUCGCAGAGACCGAGAUCGUGCCAGAUAGUGUACUCGCAAUCCAGAAGACAAUCAGGAACUGGACUGACAGAGCCGAUCCUAUCAACUUGAUCAUCAGCAGUGGAGGGACCGGAUUCGCUACCAAAGAUGUCACACCAGAGGCGAUUACACCGCUGAUAGACAGACAUGCCCCAGGACUUGUCCAUGGCAUGCUCACAAUAUCGUACGCUGUUACGCCUUUCGCUUUGAUGGCUAGACCAGUAGCCGGAACUCGAAAGCAAUCCAUUAUCAUUACUCUUCCCGGGUCACCAAAGGGUGCUAAAGAGAAUCUAGAGGCAGUCAUCAAGUUGCUACCACACGCGUGCAUACAAGCUGCCGGUGCAGAUUCUCGGCCGCUUCACGCAGGCGGCGUGAAGAAGCUGGAGAGAGAAGCUGGCAUCUCUCCCGGCGCGACGCCCUCAGAAGCAGGCCCAACCAGCGGUUGCCACCACCAUCACCAUCAUGGACACUCACACGGCCAUGGUGGCCAUGCAGCAGUGCAGCCACGCACAAAGCCUGAGGGCCGACCGCAAUCAAAUGACCCUAGUGCAGGACCUACUCGUAGAUAUCGAUCGAGCCCGUAUCCCAUGCUUGCAGUCGACGAUGCACUGAAGUUGAUCGCAGAGCACACGCCUGCCCCGAUCGUUCAAAAGGUCCCUGUCAACAUGGAGCUUGGAGGCUCCGUCCUUGCCGAAGACGUCAAGGCUACAGAGUCUGUACCCGCGUUUCGAGCCAGUAUUGUAGACGGAUAUGCUGUCAAGAUCCCUGCCUCUGGCAAGUUUGAAAAAGGAGUCUAUCCCGUUGCGAUUGUUUCGCAUGCCCAAGCAGGCAAUGUGAAGGAAUUGAAGGAGGGAGAAAUCGCCCGUAUCACUACUGGUGCACCGCUUCCGCCUGGUGCCGAUGCAGUUGUCAUGGUCGAGGACACGGUGUUGAAGAGCCAGACAGACGACGGCAACGAAGAGAAAGAAGUGGAAAUCUUGACAGACGAGAUCAAGGCUGGAGAGAAUGUGCGCGAAGUUGGCAGUGAUGUCGAAGAGGGUGAUACGAUCUUGAAGAAGGGUGAAGGGGUGACAGUCGUCGGUGGUGAGUUCGGACUCCUCGCAUCAGUGGGCACAAGGGAAGUCUCUGUCUACAGACGACCUGUCGUCGGGGUCUUGAGCACAGGUGAUGAGAUCGUUCCGCACGACAGGGAAAGCCCGCUGCAACUGGGUGAAGUUCGAGACACGAACCGCCCAACCCUCAUCACAGCUGCUCGCAGCCACCGCUUCAAAGCCGUCGAUCUCGGCAUCGUGUCAGACAAACCCGGCUCACUCGAGCAAACUCUCCGCGACGCCCUCUUGAAAUGCGACAUAAUCAUAACCUCAGGCGGCGUCUCCAUGGGCGAACUCGACCUUCUCAAACCCACCAUAGAGCGCUCGCUGGGCGGCACGAUCCACUUUGGCCGCGUAAACAUGAAGCCAGGCAAGCCAACCACCUUCGCUACAGUGCCCACCAAAGCACCUGAUGGCACGCGCAUCUCCAAAGCUAUAUUCUCGCUCCCGGGCAAUCCGGCAUCGGCCGUGGUGUGCUUCCAUCUCUUCGUCUUGCCUGCGCUACACCAACAGGCUGGUAUUUCGCCUGUUGGCCUACCCAAGGUAAGCGUGCUGCUUGAUGAGGAUGUUAGAAUGGACAGGGGAAGGCCGGAGUAUCAUCGUGCGCUUGUCAUCGCAAAGGAUGGGGCGAUGUAUGCUUCGUCAACCGGAGGGCAGAGGAGUAGUAGGAUUGGCAGCUUCAAGGGGGCCAAUGCGUUGUUGGCCAUGCCGAUGGGCGAGGGAACCCUGAAGAAGGGCGAGAGGGUCGGGGCGCUACUGAUGGGCAAGCUGGGUUAG